AUGAUGGCAAGCUCGAAAGAAUUUCCAUCCGCAGCAGAACUGCGCGAGAAGCUGAUGCAUGCUUCACAUAUCCUACAUCACCACGAUAUCCUUGAUGGAUUCGGCCACAUCUCAGUCCGCAAUCCCGAGGACCCCAACACGUGCUUUCUGACGGGUACGGCUGCCGCGUUGAUCACCUCUCCAGAUGUGUUCACAGAAUACCGGAUCAAUGAUGGCCAGCCUGUCAAAGAUGGCGUUUUUGUAUCCCCUUACUCGGAGCAUCACAUCCAUGCAGCGAUCCUCGCUAAAUUUCCGGGCGUGCACAGUGUCGUGCAUAGCCAUGCUCUAGAUGUCCUCGCCUACACCGUGACAUCAGGCUCCGCAAGCCAAGGCCAGUCGAAUCCAUCAACCUCGAGGCCAGUCAUCCACAAGACUGGGUUUCUUGGGGACUCUGUGCCAGUAUGGGAUAUUGCCAGGGCGUACACACCUGAGCACGAACAGCAGAAACGGCAUUUGUUGGUGAAUGACUACUGUCUCGGCGAGAGCCUCGCAGCGGCCGCGGUCAAGCCGGCAGGACAAUACCCCUACCACAAAGUCGUCCUGCAACGUGGCCAUGGCUUUGUGGCUCUUGGUGACUCGAUCGAAGAGGCCGUUUAUAACGCCAUUUACACUGUCGAGAAUGCUCGUGUGCAAGCCCAAGCCGAGCAGAGAUGCAAUCUUCACUCCCAUCAAUCUAUCCAUUUUCUGGGCCCGGAGGAAAUCGAAGCCUGUUCACGAAUGGAUCGGGAAUGUAUCACGAAAGUGUGGCCGUUGUGGAUGGCUGAGAUCAAGCAGAAUGCAUUGUGGCAAUGA
This is a messenger RNA of Cladophialophora yegresii CBS 114405, 831 nucleotides long. RefSeq lists its product as uncharacterized. The coding region runs from base 1 to 831 and encodes 276 amino acids. Gene Ontology annotation, molecular function: aldehyde-lyase activity. Gene Ontology annotation, cellular component: cytosol. The record is from RefSeq and is a predicted model, not a curated record. The transcript has a single exon. Gene Ontology annotation, biological process: pentose catabolic process. NCBI's taxonomy places the organism in Eukaryota, Fungi, Ascomycota, Eurotiomycetes, Chaetothyriales, Herpotrichiellaceae.